GUUUCAAAAAAAAAAAGAUUUAUGUGGUUCAUUCUUCCAUACUUGUUGACAAACUCAACAAUUAUUAAGUUUUCUGUAGUAUUGCAUAACUUGAUAAAAAUAUUGAAAUUUGAUGAGACAAAAAAAUAUAAGAGUUGUAAGAAAUGAGUGAUGAAGCAACAUUAUCUCUGAUGGAUCUUCCAUCUCCAAUCUUGUUACGAAUUCUCUCUACAUUACCUCCUACCACACUAUUAUACGUCAAAACCCUCUCCAAAACUCUUCUAAACCUAACCUUAGAUUCCGAAUUUUUAAAGUUGUCACGUUCAUCAUCUCCAGCCAUCAUCAUCAUCCACCAAUUCAACUCUAAUAGGACCAACACCUUAAAGUUUUUGAAAUUCGUAGUCGAUUAUAACUUUGAUCAUGAUCCAAUUGGUGAUGUUGAUCUACAGCUUCACUUUCCUGUUGUUCAGUUUUUCCUUGUUGGAUCAGUUCAUGGUUUUGUUUGUUUUAAUUACUUUUUCGAUAGUGUUGACAGUAUUUACAUCCUCAAUCCAACAACAAGAGAAUAUAUCGUCCUUCGUGAGCCACAACGGGUAAGAAAGUGGCCUAAUAUAGUAAGGUAUGGCUUCGGUUUUGAUCCUGUUAAGUUAGAGUACAAAGUGGUUAGAAUCUAUCAAGAGGAAAUUCGCGAUGAUGAUACUAAUGGUUCUCGUUAUUACAAGUCUGAAGCUCAAGUUUACACAAUUGGGAAAGGGUAUUGGAGAAGUUGUGCAGGGCAUGUUAUGUUCUGGUUUGGAUGUUGGGUAGAGGGGGUGAAUUUAUAUGGAAAGAUUCAUUGGUUGGUUUAUGAUGCUAAUAGAAAUGAGUUAAUAUGUUCGUUUAAUUUGGAGAAUGAGUUGUUUGAAUCAUUCCCAACUGCUCCAGGUUACAAUAAGGAAAUUUGUCCAAAUCUACGAAGUUUGGGGGGUUUUGGUCGUUGUCUAUGUGUUUGUGAUAAUAAUGCAGAUACUCAUUUUGAGGUAUGGGUGAUGAAAGAAUACGGAGUUACCGAUUCAUGGGUUAAACAGAUUGUCAUAAACAUAACUCCUGAAUGCAACAAUUAUUGGUUGUGCUAUGAAAUGAUUAAUCUGGUGAUAGUUUUGGAUGACGGAGAAGUGUUGUUCUUGUGGCGCGAUGAUUUCUUGUUCUUGCACCAUCCUGUGAAGAACACAUUGAAAAGGGUUGAUGUCUGUGAUGGCAACUUUGUGGCAUCUGUGUAUGUAUCAAACUCUUUAUCUCUCAAAAAUUUUAAAGCAGAGGUUGUAAAUAUCUUUUAGAUAUCUUGUACUACUAGAGUAUUGUAUAUUUUUUUUUAUAUCCUUGGCUAACAAUAACAUACCAUCAUGUUAUUUGAGGGAAAAGUUGUUUGUACAAAUCUUCAA
Messenger RNA from Solanum lycopersicum (tomato), 1400 nucleotides. Its product is annotated as F-box/kelch-repeat protein At3g06240. Lineage: Eukaryota; Viridiplantae; Streptophyta; Magnoliopsida; Solanales; Solanaceae. The record is from RefSeq and is a predicted model, not a curated record. Gene Ontology annotation, molecular function: protein binding.